Molecule: messenger RNA, 582 nt
Organism: Cylindrotheca closterium
Lineage: Eukaryota; Bacillariophyta; Bacillariophyceae; Bacillariales; Bacillariaceae
Source: the annotation of a GenBank genome assembly
AUGUUUCAACCGUUCGAUGAAUGGAUGCAGGGAACGUGCACUUGGUGCUCAAAUUUUACUCUGGAUCCUGUGGAAGUUCCAGCACCUUUUCACCUCUAUCCAACAAGGGUGGUUCCAAAAUUGGCAAAAGCGCCUCCCGGUUACAAACCUGAACGGUUGGUGUGGUCACCUGCUAACAAUGAUGGAGAAUGCUUUGAUAAUUUUCUUGCCAAUGAGGAUCCACAACCUGUUGAUGGUGAGGUCCAGGAUCCACAAGAGAUGCCAGGCGACUCUGACCAGGAUGAAGACUUACAUGAUGGCAACAACAAUGCCUCAUUGUCCGCAUCCUAUAGUACCAAACCAUCAUGGGGUCUCCUCAUGGGCGGAAUCAGGACUGAAUCAGAGAAUGAAGAUGUCAACUAUGGUAGUCAAGACUUGGUGCAUGGUGAUCCAUUUGCCACUACAGUUGCGCCAUUGAAACAACACGGUGACCCAUUUCAGCCAUCUUGGGAGCCUGGUGGCACUGGCGUGGAGGUGGACUGGAAUUCACCCUUUACAAACAAGCGUCAACAGGUGGAUCAGUUGGACGUAUUGAUAUAUUGA